UCCCUUUUCCCCUCUUCUCUUCCUUCCUAGUAUCAAUUUAAAACCGCUUUUUUCUUCUUUGUUUUUUCUUUUCUAGCCUCAUUUUGGUUGGUUUGCUUUAAACCCUUGUGUUUUUUUUUUUUUUUUUGUGGUAAGUGGUUUGGAUUAAUUAACUCAAUGUCCGUCACUGAAGAAGCAGUUCAAUUUCAGUUACCGGUUCAUGAAACCGUCUUUACACCUGAAGAAGUUGAAGAGUUAUUAUCUUAUCUUGAAACUGAUGAACCGAUUAGUCCAAACUCUGGUUCAGAAGGUUCGAGUCGGGCGAUAUAUUCAGCGGAUGAGAGGAAGCAAAGACGCAUGAUAUCAAACCGAGAGUCGGCGAGGCGGUCGCGUUGGCGAAAGAAGAGGCACCUGGAGAACGUCACGGAGGAAGUGAACCGGUUGAACAGAGAGAACCAGCAGCUUAAGAACCGGCUAAGUUUAGUUAUUAAUCAUUGUCACGUUGUAUGGCGAGAAAAUGAACAGUUAAGAUCCGAAUCCGAAGCUCUUUGGGCCAAACUCUUGGAUCUAUACUGGACUUUAGCCGCCAUGCAGUCACAAUAGCCUGCAUUGAAGCUUUUAACUUAACUAAAAUGCGAUCACAUCCCCAAUAAAAAAGCUCUUAAAUUAAAUGAAAACCAUUGGAAAAUUUGAAAAGCAAAUGAAAGAGUUUGAGCUUUCUCUUCUUAGGCAACAUUUGGUCAGAAAAAAGGUGGUGGUUUUUGAUAAACCCCACGUUAUUAUCAUGUAAAAAGAUCUUCAAGUCGUCU
Molecule: messenger RNA, 788 nt
Organism: Theobroma cacao (cacao)
Lineage: Eukaryota; Viridiplantae; Streptophyta; Magnoliopsida; Malvales; Malvaceae
Gene: BZIP4
Product: basic leucine-zipper 4
Biological process (GO): positive regulation of DNA-templated transcription
Cellular component (GO): nucleus
Molecular function (GO): transcription cis-regulatory region binding; DNA-binding transcription factor activity
Source: RefSeq, a predicted model, not a curated record